AUGCCAUCGACCGCAGAUCCCGGGUGGUGGAAGAGGCCACGAAUAUUCGUGCUACCGGUUCUCCCACCCGAGCUUUGGAUAGAAAUAUUCGAGUUCGCGACGUACGUCCCCGGAGCCUUACAAUCCCAGUCAUACAACCCCUUCGAAACCGUUGUUCCUCUCCCGCAACUAGAAGAACUUCGUUCUCUCAAGAUUGCCUACAGAACGAAGCGAUCUCUGGUCCUCGUAUGCAAGCGUUGGCGGGACCUCGCCCUACCGAUCCUGUAUCGAGUUGUCCUUGCCGAUGGCACCAAGGCGCUCCUCUACCUGUACCGCACCCUAACGUCCGACCUCGCGACAUCUCUUCGAACACAUGUCCGCAGACUAAUUUGCCGCGUCGAGACUGCUGAAAAGCUCCUGGCGUCCGACCCGCUUCCAGAUGUGAUCAAGGCAAUCCCGAGUCUUGUUAUAUUCAACCUGUGGUUGACGAACGGGACAUCGUAUUCCAUGCCGGAUGACGUGCUCUUAGCCGUUGCAUCCCAGGGGAAGUCCAUCCGGGUCCUUGACUGGACGCCUAGUCUGCGUGAUGAAUAUGAUCUCACCGGAUGGAGACAAAUGUUAUCAUCCCUGCCCAACCUGAGGAUCCUCAGGUAUGGAUUCGGUGGGAUGUCGCCAUCCACCGCAUCCGCUCCACCAAUACGACUGCCCAACCUGACCUAUUCAACUUGGGACACCUUUGGGAGGCAUGGUCGUCUGACGCCCGAAGACGAUUUAACCGGGCUGCGGGCGCUCGAAUUCAUCUCCACUUCCGCGCUUGUGCCUCCUCAUCUCGGGCGUAACAUCACUUCGCUCUCGAUGCCAGUCGUGCCACAAAAUGCCAACGAGGUUAUCGCCCGGGUACUCUCGGCAUUGCCCAACGUUACUCACCUUGUCCUAUGGUCGCUUGUCUGGGCCAUUAUCCCCCACGCUCUCUCCCUACCGAAGAAGGUCCAGAAGUUGGGGCUUUGCUGGUGGUCUGGACAGCGAGACAAUAAUGAAGACUACGCAGGUCUUUUUGAGAACAUAUUUUCCAUCCAUGCGCCCGACCUCGAAACCGUACGGUUUGUGGGCUGGGAUGAAUGGGGGGCUCUCUCCCGUCGGUCCCCGCAAGUGUUAUCGCGGUUCCGAGAACUGGCCCCAUCUCGUACCUUCAGAGUCGAAGAUAGGGAGGGCAGGCUCCUGGUGGACUUGUGGGGUCUGAGCUAA
Gloeophyllum trabeum ATCC 11539 is the source of this 1224-nucleotide messenger RNA. RefSeq lists its product as uncharacterized. The record is from RefSeq and is a predicted model, not a curated record. The coding region runs from base 1 to 1224 and encodes 407 amino acids. Lineage: Eukaryota; Fungi; Basidiomycota; Agaricomycetes; Gloeophyllales; Gloeophyllaceae. The transcript has a single exon.